Messenger RNA from Solea senegalensis (Senegalese sole), 4833 nucleotides. It is a transcript of the gene usp20, whose product is annotated as ubiquitin specific peptidase 20. The record is from RefSeq and is a predicted model, not a curated record. Gene Ontology annotation, biological process: protein deubiquitination. The transcript has 24 exons. Gene Ontology annotation, molecular function: cysteine-type deubiquitinase activity; zinc ion binding. Lineage: Eukaryota; Metazoa; Chordata; Actinopteri; Pleuronectiformes; Soleidae. Bases 222 to 3071 code for a protein of 949 amino acids.
UGCUCGGCCCUGCUGCUGCUGUGGUUGGUUGGUAGGGGGAGUUGUUAGGGGAUGGUGGGCCGGUGUAUCGCGUAUCUCGGCUCGGCUCGACUCGGCUUCGGGGUGUCUUGCUAGCAGUCGAUCGUCAGUCAGUAUGCGACACUGAGAGGAAUGAAAAAGAAGAGCUGUGAUCGCUGCGGCAGCUGCUUCUUGUGACAUCUUUCUGAAGACAGUGAGUAGCUAUGGCUGAACAAGACCUUUGUCCCCACCUGGACUCCAUAGGAGAGGUAACCAAAGAGGAACUCCUCCACAAAUCCAAGGGAACCUGCCAGUCAUGUGGAGCAGGUGGUCCUAACCUGUGGGCCUGUCUGCAGAAUGAUUGCCCAUAUGUUGGCUGUGGGGAGUCUUUCUCUGACCACAGUACCCUGCAUGCACAGUCUAAAAGGCACAACCUGACAGUGAACCUGACAACGUUCAGAAUCUGGUGUUAUGUGUGUGAGAGGGAGGUGUUUCUGGAGCACCGGCCUGCCCUGGUGCCUGUACCUGCUGCUCCCCAUCACUGUAAAGCUUCAGAGCAGGAAGGAGCUCCUCAGCCUGUGAGUCACCCACUGAAGGCAGUACCGAUCGCUGUGGCAGAGGAAGAAGGUUCAGAGUCGGAGGAGGAUGAGCUAAAACCCAGAGGCUUGACUGGGAUGAAAAACAUCGGAAACUCUUGCUACAUGAAUGCUGCUCUUCAAGCUCUGUCCAACUGUCCUCCUCUCACUCAGUACUUCCUGGACUGCAGUGGAUUGGUCCGCACUGAUAAGAAGCCUGCUCUCUCUAAGAGCUACCAGAAACUCAUCUCAGAACUCUGGCAUAAAAAACGGCCCAGCUAUGUUGUCCCUACCAGUCUGUCUCACGGCAUCAAACUAGUAAACCCCAUGUUUCGCGGUUACGCUCAGCAGGUAGGGGCAAGCAGCCAGCAGGACACUCAGGAGUUCCUCCGCUGUCUGAUGGACCAGUUACACGAGGAGCUGAAGGAGCCCCUGACGGAGUGCAGCAUGAACGGCGACGGUAGUGACGGCGAGGACAGAAGAGAUGGCGACCGCUCGCCGUCCGAGGAUGAAUUCCUGUCGUGCGACUCCGGCUCCAGCAGUGAUCGGGGUGAGGGAGGAAGUGUGGGUGACAGUGAGCUGCUUGUGCAGGACGAGUGUGACGGAGUGAGGUCACCGCCUGUUGGGGUGGUGGAUGUCAGUCCCGGCGGGGUCAUCUCAGAGAAGGAGAGGCAGAAGGAGCAAAGGGUGUCUGGCUCGUCGCUUCAUGGAGGCUUGCAAGAGAUGGAUGAGGACGCUGAUGUGGAUACAGCGGCUGCGGAGGAGGAGGAGGAGGUUCCAGAACGGGGAGAGGAAGAGGAGUCGACACCAACUCCAAACACUGAGGUUCAAAACCAAGACAACAACCAGACGUCUAAUACUGGACCAGGCCAAAGCAUCAACUCGUCAGAGCCCGACAAUGAAGCAUCAAUGACCCAGCCACAGUCCACUCCCUGCAGUCCUGUGCGAACACUUCAGGAGCUGCACACCAAACUGUCCUCCAGUGCGCCUCGCUCCAGCCCGCUUCGCUCUGCAGGACCCGUGUAUUCUUUCAAAAAAGCUCAACUGCUGCUCAGUGCCAGGAAGAAGAAGCAGUCUCACUAUCGCAGUGUGAUCUCUGACAUCUUUGACGGCUCCAUUCUCAGUCUGGUCCAGUGUCUAACCUGCGACAGAGUGUCCAACACAGUAGAAACCUUCCAAGACUUGUCCCUCCCUAUACCUGGUAAAGAGGACUUGGCCAAGCUGCACUCCUCCAUCCAUCAAAACCUUCCAGUCAAGACGGGCGUUUGUCCUGACACUUACGGCUCGCAAGGCUGGAUCUCCUACAUCAUGGAUUCCAUACGCCGGUUUGUAGUCUCAUGUAUCCCUACUUGGUUUUGGGGGCCCAUGGUAACACUAGAGGACUGCCUCGCUGCCUUCUUUGCCGCCGACGAACUCAAAGGGGACAACAUGUACAGCUGUGAGAGAUGUAAAAAGCUGAGAAAUGGUGUCAAAUAUUGCAAAGUGCUGCGACUCCCUGAGAUUCUUUGCAUUCACUUAAAACGUUUCCGGCAUGAGGUCAUGUAUUCAUUCAAGGUUAACAGUCAUGUAUCCUUCCCGUUGGAGGGCCUCGACAUGCGACCUUUCCUGGCUAAAGAGAGUCCGUCCCAAGUCACCACUUAUGAUCUGCUAUCGGUCAUUUGUCACCAUGGAACAGCAGGAAGUGGACAUUACAUCGCUUACUGUCAGAACGUGAUUAAUGGCCAGUGGUAUGAGUUUGACGACCAGUAUGUCACAGAAGUCCACGAGACAGUGGUGCAGAAUGCCGAGGCUUACGUGUUGUUCUACAGGAAAAGCAGCGAGGAGUCGGUGAGGGAGAGGCAGAAGGUGGUUGCUUUAGCCAAUAUGAAAGAGCCCAGUCUGCUACAGUUUUACAUCUCCAGAGAAUGGCUCAACAAGUUCAACACCUUCGCCGAACCGGGCCCCAUCAGCAACCAUACAUUUCUUUGUCAGCAUGGCGGGAUCCCUCCCACUAAAUACCACUACAUAGAUGACCUGGUUGUGAUAGUCCCCCAGAAUGUGUGGGAAUACCUUUACAACAGUUUUGGAGGCGGACCUGCAGUCAACCACCUUUAUAUGUGUGCCAUCUGUCAGGUGGAGAUAGAAGCUCUGGCUAAACGUAGGAAAAUUGAAAUCGACACCUUCAUCAAGCUGAACAAAGAGUUUCAGGCUGAAGAGGCUCCGACAGUGAUCCUGUGUAUCGGCAUGCAAUGGUUCAGAGAGUGGGAGAGUUUUGUGAAGGGCAAAGACAAUGAGCCGCCGGGUCCCAUCGACAACAGUAAAAUCAGUGUCAUGAAAGGAGGACACGUACAACUCAAGCAAGGUGCAGAUUAUGGUCAGAUCUCAGAGGAGACAUGGCAGUACUUGUUGGGUAUUUAUGGCGGUGGCCCCGAGAUCGCAGUGAGACAGACGGUGGCUCCGGUCGACACCGACAACCUUCACGGAGAGAGGAAAAUUGAGGCUGAGACCAGAGCCCUUUGAGAGGGAAAGAAAGAGAGGUUGGAAACUUUUCUUACGGGCAACAUUACAGUCAGUGUUUCAUGCAUUAGGCGUAGUAAUCCCCCCACGAGAAGCCAAAUGCCCUCCACACAUACUUUAGAGUCAUGUGUAACAAUUUUCUGGAAAGCCCUGGUCAUGGAGCUUGUAGCUCGUCUUGGAACUUGCAUCAUUUCCACCCACUUUGCGUAAGUCAAACACGUGGACUCAUAAAUUCCCUAUAGCCAGGAAAAGUGCAAGAUACAGUAUCUCAUGAUAGAGGAGGAAUAUCCAGCUGUAAAAACAUCUGUAAAUUCAGUUUAGACUGUUUGAAUUUGAGAGCACAGAAGGGUUCAUUUUGUUCUGAACUUUCUUCUCAACUUUUAUUAUACCCAGGUCCUCUGAUUUUCCACUUCUGCCCUCACAAGAAGCUGAGGAAUUUGCACCCUGGUGAAGAAAACCGUGUUGUGAGCACUUUGUAAAUGUAGCAGCAUCUUAUUGCCGAAUCCCAACAGGAUAGCUGAACAGACACUUGACUAUCACAUUGUUUAUUUAAUGGAUAUCUCUGAUCCUCGGUGUUAAAGUGUGAUAAUUAAGUGUCUCGUCAGCAUCCCUGGUUGUAUUUGGUAGCUAUGGUGUUUCAGUGACUGCUGUGUAGGUGUCACGUUCAGCUCUGUUGGCAGCUGCUGUGUCCUGAACCAUCACACUGCUGAGAAGAGCACUGCAGUGUGAGGUUUGGUUUUGACAUUUCCUGUUCACUGGAAAGAAAACAACAAGACUUUGAACACGAUUUUUCUGUUGUUUCCUAGUUACACAGAAACAAGUUCAGACAUCAAGUCAGAAAUCUUGCAUAAGUCAUUCUCGUGCACCUCCAACUUUAAAUAUGCAUACACCCAGCCCUCAGGAAUGGAACUUUAGUUUUGUUUACGCCAAUCAAGUUAUCUUUAAACUUUUAACUUUAAAAGAACUGUUUUCACCAUGUAGGAUCCAACAAGAACGAUAUAUGUAUAUAUAUAUAUAUAUAUAUGUAUAUAUAUAUAUAUACACACACGUGUGUAUAUAUAUAUGUAUAUGUAUAUAUAUAUAUAUAUAAAAUCAAGCACAACAUGCACACAAAUUACAACAGUAAUGGUUAUUUAUGAUGCUAUUUGUUAUCAGAUAAUCUUAAAAAUAAAGCUCUAGCCUGAGGCACCACUAGGUGGCAUGCGCUUAUUUAAGUUUCUGGAAAUCGUUACACCAAUCUUAUCCAAUUGAGGCGUCAUAUCAUGUUCAAAAAGCUGUAUUCCUUAUUAUUAUUAUUAUUAUUGUAGGUUCAAACAUGUUCCACUGCCUCGCAGCCAACAAAAUUCUCCUACAUUUUUUAAUUUAUUCUACAUAAUAAUCAGUGCAAGCUCAUGUACAGUAGACGAUACAAGGGUAAUUAUCAGACGAGCAGCUUCAACAUCCUUAUGGCAAUAUAUUUCACAAGGCAUAUAGAGAGAGUAAAUCAAAAACAUCCAGGACUUUUAAACACUCAUGUUUUGACCUGUCAUAGGUGUCAUUUUCAUUGCAAACAAUUAGCAGGGUGGGCCACACGGUGAUGCAGUGGCUACCAUGGUUGCCCCACAUCAAGAAGGUCGCCAGUUUGGAUCCGAUGAGGGCCUUUUUUGUGUGGAGUUUGCAUGUUCUUCCCAUAUGUGUGUGUGGGUUCUGUGCGGGUACUCCGGUUUCUUCACAGAGUUCAAAAACAUGCAGAGUUUAACUGGAAAAUUGACAGGAGGUGUGAAUG